AUGACUUUUUACUUCAAGGUCCCGGAGAAGCAAUCGGUCAUGGAGCCCUACUUCGAUGUCGGGGACUACCACAUGACUAUAACUACCAAGAGCACAGAAGCUCAAACGUGGUUUAACCGCGGACUGGUCUGGACGUACUCGUUCAAUCAUGAAGAAGCUUGUAGAUGCUUCCUGCAAUGCAUUGCCCACGACUCUGACUGCGGCAUGGCGUAUUGGGGAUUUUCCUAUGCCUCAGGACCUAACUACAAUAAGACCUGGGCUAUGUUCGACCGCGAUGAUCUUGCCAAAGCCUUUCCAAGGUGUCAUAAAAUUGCCCAAAUGGCAUUGAGCAAGAUCAGCCACGUCUCACAACUUGAAAAGGCGUUGAUCGAGGCAUUACAAAAGCGUUAUCCCUCCACCGAGAUCCCCAACGAUUUCGACCCGGCCAACAAAGCAUACGCAGAUGCCAUGAGGGGGGUCCACAACACGUACAAAGACCACCUCGACGUUGUGGCUUUGUUUGCCGACGCUCUGAUGAACUGGAAACCGAGAAAGAUGUUCAAUAUCAAGACGGGUAAGCCCAUCACCUCAUCACCUGUCUUUGAGGUACGUGAGGUCUUGGAGCGAGGCAUGGCCAUGCCAGGUGGCCAGCGUCAUGCCGGCAUCUCUCAUCUGUAUAUUCAUCUAAUGGAGAGGUCGGAUGAACCUGAAGCUGCCCUGCCGGCUUGCGAUAUCAUCCGAGAUCUCAUUCGCGAUGCCGGCCACAUGUACCAUAUGCCGACGCAUAUUGAUAUACUAGUCGGCGAAUACGGCCGCUCCAUUUCGUAUAACCAUAAAGCCACUCUCGCAGAUGACCGAUACUUUGCUAAGUACGGCGGUAUCAACUUCUACAGCUUCUAUCGACUUCAUGAUUAUCACUCGCUUAUCUAUGCCUGUAUGCUGGCAGGGCAAAAAGAGGAGUCCUUGAAGGCUUGCGACCGUAUGGAAGCAACCAUUACCGAGGAGAUGCUUACAGUCAAGUCUCCUCCUAUGGCUGACUGGCUCGAAUUCUUCCUUGCUGUUCGUAUCCAUAUUUACAUCCGGUUCGGGAUGUGGCAAGAGAUCCUUGAUCUAGGUAUCCCCGAGAAUAAAGAGCUCUACUGUGUAACUACAGCUAUGACCUACUAUGGAAAAGGAAUCGCGUAUGCCUCACUCAGUAAGGUACAGGAAGCUGAUGCUCAGCGCCUUCUCUUCCGCGAAGCCGCCAGGCGCGUGCCCGACUCCCGCCUCGAUUAUCCUAACCGUAUAGUCGAUGUGCUAAGGGUAGCUACGGCUAUGCUAGACGGAGAAAUUGAGUACCGACGUCGGAACUUUGAUGUCGCGUUUGAGGCUCUGAGAGAAGCUAUCAAGGCAGAGGAUGCCCUGAUAUAUACAGAGCCCUGGGGAUGGAUGGUCCCUGCCAGACACCCCUAUGGAGCGCUCUCCCUCGAGCAAGGCAUGGUUGAGCAGGCAGCGACUGCAUAUGCCCAAGAUCUCGGCCUGAUCGAAGGUCUCACCCGAGGCCAUCAGCAUCCAAGGAACGUGUGGGCCCUUCAUGGAUAUUACGAGUGUCUUGUUCGUCUAGAAAGAGCUGCAGAGGCUAUUGCUAUUAAGAACCUACUCAACUGGACGGCUCCGUACUUCUGCAAGAUUGCUGACCCUCAUCCCAUCACGACCAGCCGUUUCGAUGGGUUCAAGUCCCACCAGGCUGCUUCGUUUACCAGCUUCCUUUGGGACGUCACAUUGACUUUGUAG
This is a messenger RNA of Clonostachys byssicola, 1752 nucleotides long. NCBI's taxonomy places the organism in Eukaryota, Fungi, Ascomycota, Sordariomycetes, Hypocreales, Bionectriaceae. The record is from the annotation of a GenBank genome assembly.